CGUCUUUCGACCUUGCCUGUUUUACGACACUGGGACGCACUUUUCGGCGUCUCUUGUUAUUUACAAUCGUCCAGGUAAACAAGCGUACUCGAUGUAGCUUUCUGCUAACGAAAACAACUUUACAUGACAAGUGACAAUGCUUCUCAAAAACAGAGCCAUCUUUUCACUUGGCUUUCGCAUGUGUUCUACGCACGUGACAAAUGCACCACCAGUAGAAACGGCGAAACCAAGUUCAGACAUGUCUGAAUUCCGCAAGGCCUUCUCCAAAGCAAAACACAUCGCGAUCAUCACCGGAGCAGGUGUUAGUGCAGAGAGCGGAGUACCAACUUUCAGAGGAGAGCAUGAGAAGUGGAGGAAGUGGCAUUCUCAGGACCUUGCCAGUCCAGAAGCCUUCUCUCGCACCCCGUCUCGGGUCUGGGAGUUCUACCAUUACAGAAGGGAGCUCGUGUUGGACAAGCAGCCCAGUGCCGUCCAUUUCGCCAUUGCGGAGUGCGAGGCCCGGCUGAAGAAGCAGGGGCGCUCUGUUGUUGUUAUCACACAGUGCAUAGAUGAUUUGCACAGGCAGGCUGGGUCCAAGCAUGUACUCCAGAUUCAUGGCAGUCUGAUGGAGACACGCUGUUUGAGUUGUAGGCAAGUGACUCUGAACAAGGAAAGCCCCAUCUGUGCUGCCUUGAAGGGCAAAGGAGCUCCCGGACCAAAUGUUCCCGAUGCUCAGAUUCCUGUGGACAAACUGCCAAGGUGUGAAGAGAGAGACUGCCACGGUCUUCUGAGGCCCAAUGUGGUUUUCUUCGGAGAGACUCUGGACUCUCAUCUCCUGACCAUGGUGGAAAAAGAAAUUGAAACCUGCGAUCUCUGUCUGGUGGUGGGGACGUCUUCCAUCGUUUACCCAGCGGCCAUGUUUGGCCCUCGGGUCGCUUCCAGAGGCGUCCCAGUGGCAGAGUUUAACAUGAACACAACACCGAAAACAGAAUAUUUCAUGUACCAUUUUCAGGGUCCAUGUGGAACUACUCUGCCUCAAGCUUUGGCGCCACAUGAGUCUGAAGUCCUUUAAAUCCAACGCUUUCUUUUUUUCCCACAAAAUAUGACAAAAAUGUGGGAUUUCAGUACAAUUUUCAUAAAUAAAAUUAUUUGUUUUCUAAAAACUAAAUAAUUGAUCUCCUUAUACUUGAAUAUAACUAACUGGAAUCAAAUUGACUGCUCAGACGCAAAGCAGGAAAUGUGUAACUUGAUUAGUGAAGGGGAACGCUUUCUGUACGUAGGAGUUUGCAUAUAAAAGGAUCCCCCCCCCCCCCCCAAGAUACUAUUUUUAGCAGGAGAUUAUGGUUUAGAGUUGUUUCGCUCUAAAACAAUGCUGUAGAAUAGAACAACAUUCGACUUCUUGUGCCAAUGGAUAGUAUUCCUCUUUUCCUUUUCUAUCCAAUAAACACAUCCAGAAAUAAACGUGUGCCUUUCCAGACUCAAACCAAAAGCUUGGUUUUGAAUUUUCAGAUACGAGUCAGCCAGUGUUACGGGGAUUCAGACGGUAGAUCAGCCUCUCGCACUUACAUGAUGUUGGACGUUCAUCUGACAUUUGCUGGAUUUUUUUCUGUUUUCUCAUAGAUUCAUGUGUCAUAAUAUCGCUAGAACUAAACAGAAAUGUGAAAAUUGAUGUACUUUAUUGUCUUCAAAGUAACAUACAGUUGUUUCUGACUUUAUUAAUACUGCCUGUGUAUUUGUAUGAAGCAUAACUAAUAAACGACUUCAUGGAUACAUGAA
This is a messenger RNA of Nothobranchius furzeri (turquoise killifish), 1755 nucleotides long. Its product is annotated as NAD-dependent protein deacylase sirtuin-5, mitochondrial. Gene Ontology annotation, molecular function: histone deacetylase activity, NAD-dependent; NAD+ binding; protein-succinyllysine desuccinylase activity. The record is from RefSeq and is a predicted model, not a curated record. NCBI's taxonomy places the organism in Eukaryota, Metazoa, Chordata, Actinopteri, Cyprinodontiformes, Nothobranchiidae. Gene Ontology annotation, cellular component: nucleus.